Pelobates cultripes (western spadefoot toad) is the source of this 480-nucleotide messenger RNA. NCBI's taxonomy places the organism in Eukaryota, Metazoa, Chordata, Amphibia, Anura, Pelobatidae. The record is from the annotation of a GenBank genome assembly.
AUGGCAACUAAACAGGAUCUCCAGAUCCUCACCUCCACGCUACAUGACACCAUUAAGACCGAAAUGGCCUUGAUCCGCACUGAGGUGACCGUGCAAGGGAUGCAGAUACAGGCCCUGGAGCACACUACUCAAGGCCUCAUGACCCGGAUUGCCGCUACUUAUCAGGCACUGGCAAGGCAAGGCACCAUGCUGUUGGAGAUGCGCAGCCAGAUGGAAGAUCUGGAUAAUUGCAGUCGACAGUGCAACUUGCGGGUGAGAGGCAUCCCUGAACCCAACGACCUCGAAAAUGUUGAACGCAUACUCACCUCCCUGUUUCAAGCCAUCAGUGGGGAGGCUGCACCGACAGCAUGUGCCUUACGUCCGCGGUCAGACAACUCUGUUCCCAGGGACAUAAUCUGCUGUUUGAGUUCCUUCAAGCAGGAGGAGACAAUCAUGCUUAAAGCCCGCAGCAGAAACUCAUGGGAAUUUCAGGGCGCUUAG